Molecule: messenger RNA, 1689 nt
Organism: Austrofundulus limnaeus
Lineage: Eukaryota; Metazoa; Chordata; Actinopteri; Cyprinodontiformes; Rivulidae
Gene: rsph9
Product: radial spoke head component 9
Exons: 5
Coding region: 556-1350 (264 amino acids)
Biological process (GO): motile cilium assembly; axoneme assembly; cilium movement involved in cell motility
Cellular component (GO): radial spoke; axoneme
Source: RefSeq, a predicted model, not a curated record
AACUACCAGCAUUUCACUUUUAGGGUUUUAGGGUCAACCAAAUGUUGACCCUAAGCUAAAGCUACAGGUCAUUUUUAAACUAAAACAAACAGAAAUGCUCGCUGCUUGUCAUUUCCUGAAUGCAAAACUUCUUAGGAAAACAUUCAGACCGAGUCAUGUUACUUUCAUCCGCAGAGUCAUCGGAUCUCCCCUUUGUGGAUGAACCACAGUCACUUUUGACAUGACGCGCUCAUUGCUUUCACUGCCCGCAGCUGUCACGCACGUACGUAAAACAGACGGCGGAUGACGUCAGACGCAUUUGGGAUGGUUAAAAAAAAAAAACCCAAACAUUUCGCAACGACCAAACUGAGACAUUACUGUUUAUCAUUGCAUUUUGUUUCCUUGAUAGUGGUUUCUGUGAUGGGGAACGGAAAAAAGUGAAGAUAAAAAAAGAAAGAAAGAAAGAAAGAAAAGAAAAAAGCAAACAAGUGAGGUUUGCUGUCAUAGCAACCAAACGCGCAGAUUAGCAAAUAGCUUGAAAACAUCUUAAGCUAGCUGCCUUUAAAAAGUAUCAUAAUGGAUCCAGACUCACUGCACUAUUUUUUGGACUUAGUUCCCGUUUGUGGGAACAUUUUAACUGGCGGACAAAAAGCUGCCCUUUCAACUUCUUUGGCUCCUCUAAAGACACACUUCAAGUUCCGGCGAGUCUUGUUCUGGGGCAAAAUACUGGGGUUAAAUGAGGACUACUUCAUUGUCCAAGGGAGAGGAGAAGAUGAAAUGAAAGACAGAAAGUUUCUGUACAGCUUCAACUGCAUCGACUGGUUCCUCCUGCCCAGUGUCACAGACUCUAUGAUUGAGCWGGUGGCAUUAACUGCCAAGGGUUGCUUUGAAGGAGACCCCUCUUUUACCUACAAACCUGAGAMUGCAGAGGAAGAUGCAUUGACUGAGGAGAUGAGGCUGGCAGUGACAGUUCACCACAUUGAUGAGGAAGCGUCUGUGGUGCCUCGAGGCGCCUUCAUCACAAAUCCACGUGGUCUUGUUCAGACCAACAGCAGCUUUGGUGGUUUGUCUGACUCAGAGGCAAGGAAGCUUAACAAUUUCAUGCACUUCAGGCCGCCAAAGAAGUUACAGAAGCAAUCCAGAUUGCAGAUGGGUGAAUGGAGCCCAGCCAUCGACUUCCUGGAUGUGCUUUCUGACGACAUCACUGAAGGCCUGUGGAGUCUUCAGUCGGAACGCGGCGGCAGAAUGAGUGUGCUGCGCAGCCUCCUGUGGCUUGGGCUCACCUUCUACCAUGUUCCAAUGACCCCGCAGCACGGAUACGUCUACAUCGGAGAUGGGCUGAAAAAUGUAGACCUUCCUUUCAUGCUGUAAAAAUUGCUUUAGGCUUUUUUUUUGUCUUUAAAUGACCAAAAGGGUUACAUUCAACAACAGUUUGUGCCUACAAGCUUUUCUGCUCUUUAGUUCUUUCACCGAAGCUAUUGUUAUACAAUAAACAUGUCGAGAGGCAGAGUAAACACACACAUUUUAUUGUUUACACAGCCAACAUACCACCUGCUUUGAAAACGCAACACUGACCUCACAUUAAGUUGAGUAAGUUCACCUCAAGGGAUUUAUUUGAAAAUAAAUAAAAUCAAACAGAUAGUUGAUUGUGGGUGUGGCUGGUUAUAUUUUAUUAAAGACUGAUGCAGAUUAAUAAAAAGUUUGAACAAA